AUGAGUAAAACUGGUCACAAUCUAUGGAAAUAUUCCGGUAAAAUGCUUAUGGUUAUUGAUAAACGACUUGGUUUAUCAAAAAUGACUCAAACCUAUAAGGGAAAUAUUCCAGACGAUGAUGAAUAUAAAGAAAUAGAUCAAUAUUUAUGUCAGUUAAAUGAUUCAACAAGAAAAGUUGAAAUAUUAAUGUCGACAUAUAUUAAUAUACGUCUUCUACUCGAUGAAAAAUAUGAGCCACAAUUUGUUAAAGAAAAUAGUCGAGCAGUUCUUUCAAUGCUCUCGGAAACUUUUAAUGAUUUUAAAGAAAAUAUCAAUCAAAUUGAAGAUGAAAGCAAUUUAAAACUAAUCACUUUGAUUGCAUGGAUAAAAUACUAUCUUCAGUAUUAUGCAUAUACUUUGAAACUUGAUAUUAAUCAUGACACAAUAAAUGAGAUCAAUGAUUUUCUAAAUCAUAAUACUUCUGCCUUUUGUCUCACAAUGAAACUAUUUAUUAUCAAACAACUGUGCCACUAUCAUCAAGUUACACUAUAUGAUUUAUAUAAAUGUAAUAAUAGAUUAGCUGAUAAGAUUCUUUCAUCUUUUCAAUCGUCAUCUGAUCAACAAGCAUCCAGUGCUCAAUCUCGUAUGAUUCCACCCACGCCUCUAUAUGAAUGUCAUGAUAAAUUUAUCAAUAUUAAUCGUAAAAUAGGAGCAAAUAUUGAUAAAGAUGAACUAGAAAAAUUAAUACAAGAAUGUUCUACAAAUCAUGAAUUAACUCCAGAAAAAGCUGAACAAUUAGAAAAAUUAAUUGAGGAUAAAUUAAUUCUUGUUCACGCGAAUUCUGUUAUCAGUGAUAUUCGAGAAUACAAAAUACUUUAUGCUGAUUUUGUUUAUGGAAAUAAUAAAGAACAAAUGUUGGAAGUCUAUAAUAAAUUCCUAGAUGCUUGGUAUGCAAUUGAUUUAAACGAAGUUAAUUUUGAUAAUAAAAAACACGAAUUUCAACGUUCUUUGCCGAAGCAUAAUUUUGCAAAUAGAACAAACAUAUCGAUAUUUCUAUUGAAUAAAUCAAACUAUGGUGAAGGUCGAUUGUCAGUUGCUUGUUUGCAAACACUUGGCAAUUUGCAAAAUGAUAUUGUCGACUAUUUUCAUUCUCAUGUUGUUAAUUCUACAAAUAAACAUGACAAAUAUUACUAUCGCACUAUUCCAAUACAAGACAUACAAGAAAAACAUUUAUUUCGUUUUGACUCACAUGAAAUACGAAAAUUAUUAAUUGAUAAGGGAAUCACAAUUAAUUAUACAUAUGGAAUGAGUCAAGACAUUAUUUAUGAUUAUGACGAAGUCGAAUGGGAAUUCAGAACUGAGGCAAGUCGUUUACCAUUCAUUGAAACAAAAAAUAUACGUUUUUUUAAUUAUCAAUUUGAAUUAUAUGACGAUAAUAUAUCAUUAAUCAGUGAUAUACGUUCACGUUUGGAACAAAAAUUAUUCAAUGACAACGAACGAAUAAAAUUUAAAAGUCUUCUUGAUAAUAUGGAAAAUGAUUCUCUUCAUCAGUUAGCCGGUUCACUUGAACAUAUUUUAACAUAUAUGCGCACUGUCAAUAAUAAAAAUAUCAUAGAAAAUGCUACGAUUCAAACAUUUAUUGAUAAACAUGUUCAUUCCAAAGCGUGCGUAGACAACAAAGAAUUGACAAAAGGAUCCUUCUCUUCUAUUGAUCUCAGAAAUAUUAUUGAUUUCUAUGAACUUGUAGAGGAAUGCUGCGAAGUUCAUCUAGUUUGUACAGGCCGCUUUGCAACAGGUUGUGUACCACCAAGACAAUUCGUCGCUGGAGAGUCUGAAUCUGAACGAAAGAAACGUGUUGUUGUUUCAUAUAAUGGCGAUGAUCCAGACGAAAAAAUUACUUCCAUUCGACUAGAUGCCCAUUGA
This is a messenger RNA of Rotaria sp. Silwood2, 1902 nucleotides long. Lineage: Eukaryota; Metazoa; Rotifera; Eurotatoria; Philodinida; Philodinidae. The record is from the annotation of a GenBank genome assembly.